This is a messenger RNA of Otolemur garnettii (small-eared galago), 1971 nucleotides long. It is a transcript of the gene FAAH, whose product is annotated as fatty acid amide hydrolase. Gene Ontology annotation, molecular function: amidase activity; fatty acid amide hydrolase activity. Gene Ontology annotation, biological process: fatty acid catabolic process. Lineage: Eukaryota; Metazoa; Chordata; Mammalia; Primates; Galagidae. The transcript has 15 exons. Bases 1 to 1740 code for a protein of 579 amino acids. The record is from RefSeq and is a predicted model, not a curated record.
AUGGUGCUGGACGAACUGUGGGCCAUGCUGUAUGGAGCCUCUGGGGUUGCCCUGGCUUGUUGUUUGGUGGUGGUGGCCGUGGCCCUGCGCUGGUCCGGACACCAGACUGCACGGGCCGCGGCGGCCCGAGCUCGGCAGAGGCAGCGAGCCAGCCUGGAGACCAUGGACAAGGCGGUGCAGCGCUUCAGGCGCCAGAACCCAGACGUGGACUCAGAGGCACUGCUGGCCCUGUCCCUGCCUCAACUGGUGCAGAAGUUACGCAGUGGGGAGCUGUCCCCAGAGGCUGCCCUCUUCACCUACGUGGGAAAGGCCUGGGAAGUGAACAAAGGAACCAACUGUGUGACUUCCUAUCUGGCUGACUGUGAGACUGAGCUGUCCCAGGCCCCCAGACAGGGCCUGCUCUAUGGGGUCCCUGUGAGCCUCAAAGAGUGCUUCACCUACAAGGGCCAGGACUCGACGCUGGGCUUAAGCCUGAACGAGGGGAUGCCCGCAGAGUGUGAUAGUGUGGUGGUGCGUGUGCUGAAGCUGCAAGGCGCCAUACCCUUUGUGCACACCAAUGUCCCCCAGUCCAUGUUCAGCUAUGACUGUAGUAACCCCCUCUUCGGCCAGACUGUAAACCCCUGGAAGUCCUCCAAGAGCCCAGGUGGCUCCUCAGGGGGUGAGGGGGCCCUGAUUGGGUCUGGAGGCUCCCUCCUGGGCUUAGGCACUGACAUUGGAGGCAGCAUCCGAUUCCCCUCUGCCUUCUGUGGCAUCUGUGGUCUCAAGCCCACAGGGAACCGUCUCAGCAAGAGUGGCCUGAAGGGCUGUGUCUAUGGACAGGUGGCAGUGCAGCUCUCCGUUGGUCCCAUGGCUCGAGAUGUGGAGAGUCUGGCACUGUGCCUGCGAGCCCUGUUGUGUGAGGACAUGUUCCGCUUGGACCCCACCGUGCCCCCCCUGCCCUUCAGAGAAGAGGUCUACAGAAGCUCUCAGCCCCUGCGUGUGGGGUACUACGAGACUGACAACUAUACUAUGCCCACCCCGGCCAUGAGGCGGGCCCUGCUGGAGACCAAGAAGAGCCUUGAGGCUGCUGGCCACACGCUGGUCCCCUUCUUGCCAAGCAACAUACCCUAUGCCCUGGAGACCCUGGCGACAGGUGGGCUGUUCAGUGAUGGUGGCCACAGCUUCCUACAGAACUUCAAAGGUGAUGUUGUAGACCCCUGCUUGGGGGACCUGAUCUUAUGUCUGAGGCUGCCCAAGUGGCUUAAAGGACUGCUGGCCUUCCUGCUGAAGCCUCUGCUCCCAAGGCUGGUGGCUUUCCUCAGCAACAUGAAGCCUCGGUCGGCUGGAAAGCUCUGGGAACUGCACCAUGAGAUUGAGGUGUACCGCAACACCGUGAUUGCUCAGUGGAGAGAGUUAGACCUGGAUGUGCUGCUGACUCCCAUGCUAGGCCCUGCUCUAGACUUGAAUGCCCCAGGCCAGGCCACAGGGGCUGUCAGCUACACUCUGCUCUACAACUGCUUGGACUUCCCUGCUGGGGUGGUGCCUGUCACCACCGUGACUGCCGAGGAUGAGGCCCAGAUGGAACAUUACUCAGGCUACUUUGGGGAUAACUGGGACAAAGCAUUUCAGAAGGCUACAAGGAAGAGCGUGGGACUGCCCAUGGCUGUGCAGUGCGUGGCUCUGCCCUGGCACGAAGAGUUGUGUCUGCGGUUUAUGCGGGAGGUGGAACAAUUAAUGACCCCUGAGAAGCGGCCAUCCUGACAACUCCGGCUACAGGGGACUGAGACCCUCAGGCUCUGCGGCCCAGCCUACUCACAGCACAGCUGCCACCAGUGAGGAAAUGUUCAGCAAGACAUGCAAAUACUCUGAGUCUGGACCUCGCUCCCCUCUGGUCUCCUUUCCCUGCCCUGAUUCCCACCCCUGUGUGGCAGCCAGUCAGUAUGACAUGGGCCAAGGCCUAACUAACAAUUGAAACAGUUCUUCAUCUGUGUA